GUAGGAAGUUGCCCUACCAAACUUCACUCGCACCACACAACCACCCAAAACACGCGCCGACAACCAUUUUACAACCAUUGCAUGCAUUAUGGCGUCCUGGAUACUUAAUCAAUCCAAUUUAAAUAUUUUCACGAGACUCAGAGUGUUGCGUCUCAAUUCCCGCCAUGGCGGAAAGCCGGUCCAGCGUGUCACCUUUUCGCAACUGCACUCCCUCAUUCCACGCUCUAGAAGCUAUAACGCGAUCUCCGCAGGCGACAUAGCCGCUGAGAUGAAAAUCCUCAGCAGGUUCAAACGAGACUUUAGUGUCUUGGAUUACUACACCAAAGGCCGCGCCAAACUGGAUAUUCUUGAGCCUGCGAAUUCGGACAGUGCUCUGACCACAUUUUCGAGGACGAAGGCGACGGCGCCAAUAUCCUGGGUCCCGCUGUCAGUCGAGACCGAGCUCGUAGAGCCAGCCAGGUGUCACAUCUCGAAUCACAAGGACGAGCUUGCCAAGCUGACCACGAUCGAAACCCCGUCCGAAAUUUCCGGCCGCUACAUCGUCAAAGUGUUUUGGUACCUGAUGGAAUUCCCCAUUGAGGCCGCGCUGGCCCAGGUCGAGAUGCCUGGCGAGUGGUCGCUGCAGUUCGGAUCCGAAGUCACCCCGGGAGAAGCCAGCAUCGGCCGCGUCGACGUCUUCCUAAGAUUAUUUCACGGCGGCAAGCAUGUUUCCAACCUAGCGGUCCUAAACAUCAGGGACUCGAGGUCUGUCAUGAAGCAGGCCGCUAGUCUCAAGUCCGCCGUAUCGCCGCACGCAAAUCUCCGGGACGCCCUAGCCAAGACCGAGCCCACGGAGCCAUCGAUAUUCCGCGACAUCUCAGCCACAUACGCACAGCAGGCGGCAGAGUACGCGGCAGAGUACGGCUACAAGCACGUCGCCUUCUUCGACUAGUACUCGCUAUUUAUUUUCCAGUUCGACGCAUUGGAUGUGUUGGAUUUCACAUCCAGACCGAAAAAAAUGGAGUGUCUAUCGUGUUCAAAAAAUUGUCCUCCCCCGUAGGAAAGAAGUGCCCACC
Messenger RNA from Lasiosphaeria miniovina, 1055 nucleotides. RefSeq lists its product as uncharacterized. Bases 89 to 931 code for a protein of 280 amino acids. The transcript has a single exon. The record is from RefSeq and is a predicted model, not a curated record. NCBI's taxonomy places the organism in Eukaryota, Fungi, Ascomycota, Sordariomycetes, Sordariales, Lasiosphaeriaceae.